Molecule: messenger RNA, 2867 nt
Organism: Erigeron canadensis
Lineage: Eukaryota; Viridiplantae; Streptophyta; Magnoliopsida; Asterales; Asteraceae
Product: casein kinase 1-like protein HD16
Exons: 17
Coding region: 333-2462 (709 amino acids)
Biological process (GO): signal transduction; endocytosis; peptidyl-serine phosphorylation
Cellular component (GO): nucleus; cytoplasm
Molecular function (GO): ATP binding; protein serine/threonine kinase activity
Source: RefSeq, a predicted model, not a curated record
CAAUCUCAUUUCAUCAGAUAAUAAUAAUAAUCAUCAAAUUCAUUAACCGUUUUAUCCAUCUCUAAAUUACAAGAAAAUUCAUUUCAUUUUUUCAACAAAAAUUUUGAAUUCUUUUUUUCUUUUUUCUUGUUAAGAUAAGAUAUACAGUUACAUCUUUUUGAUCUUAUGAAUUUGAAGGAUCCGAUUACCGAUCGAGUGAUCAAAUUAGGUUAAAUUCGCCGAUUGAUCAAGCAUUUGGUUUCGAUCGUCUUGUUUUUGCAGCUCCUCUGAUAAUUGGAGGGUUAAACGGGAUAAUUAGGGUUAUGAAUUGGAUAUAAAUUGCAUGGGUGACGAUGCCACAACUGCGAAGUGGAGCACGGAGAUCAAAACGGCUUGGUGAUCUUCAGCUUGCCACAGAACCAAUUGAUCAAGCUGAAAACGUCGUUACAACUCAAAACAGAACCAGAAGGAAAACUGGUGGGGGUAGGGGAAGAGGUGAUGCUGCAGGUGUAUUGAAAGGGAGACAAGCGGCUGGUGGUGGAAGAGGAAGAGGCGUUAGAGUGAUUGAUUUGGACCAGGAACCACCCCUUGUGACUGUUCCUAGGAAUCCUCCUGUGCCUGUGGCUCUUGGAGUUUCUAAGCCACUUGGUACGCCGGUUCUGAAUUUUAUAGACGUGGUUGCAGAUAAAGAUAUUGCCAUGGAAGGUGGAAGUGGUGAUAAAUUAUUGGGGGUUGAAGAAGAAGGAAACACAACCCCCGUGCCCGAGAAGGUACAAGUGGGUAGUUCACCGACCUAUAUCACGGAAAGAAAGUUGGGGAAGGGUGGUUUUGGGCAGGUUUAUGUUGGUAGGAGGCUAAGUGGUGGUAUCGGAAGAACGGGCCCAGAUGCAGUCGAGGUAGCAUUGAAAUUUGAGCACCGUAAUAGUAAAGGUUGCAAUUAUGGCCCUCCAUACGAGUGGCAAGUUUACAGCACAUUGAAUGGAUGUUAUGGGGUGCCUGGGGUUCACUACAAGGGCCGGCAAGGUGAUUUUUACAUUUUGGUUAUGGACAUACUUGGACCUAGUCUUUGGGAUGUGUGGAAUUCUCUAGGCCAAUCGAUGUCACCGAGUAUGGUGGCUUGCAUUGCGGUCGAGUCGAUAUCAAUCCUUGAAAAGCUUCACUCGAAGGGAUUUGUACAUGGAGAUGUGAAGCCAGAAAAUUUUCUACUUGGUCAACCAGGAUCCGUGGAUGAAAAGAAGUUAUAUCUUAUUGAUCUUGGUUUGGCAUCAAAAUGGAAAGAUUCAUCAUCCAGUCAGCAUGUUGAAUAUGAUCAACGGCCAGAUAUAUUUAGAGGCACAAUAAGGUAUGCCAGUGUGCAUGCACAUUUAGGUCGUACAGGAAGUAGAAGGGAUGACCUUGAGUCGCUUGCAUACACAUUGAUAUUUCUUAUCAAGGGAAGGUUACCAUGGCAAGGGUACCAGGGAGACAACAAAAGUUUUCUUGUUUGUAAAAAGAAAAUGGCAACCUCACCUGAGAUGAUGUGUUGCUUUUGUCCCGCCCCAUUUAAAAAUUUUCUUGAAGCAGUAACAAAUAUGAAGUUUGACGAGGAGCCUAAUUAUCCAAAGCUUAUAUCUUUAUUCGAGAGUCUUAUUGAACCCGUUACAUCACUAAGACCAAUCAGAAUUGAUGGUGCACUUAAGGUUGGACAGAAACGCGGUAGGUUGCUAAUAAAUUUGGAAGAAGAUGAACAACCGAAAAAGAAAGUACGCUUAGGUAGUCCUGCUACACAGUGGAUUUCUGUAUAUAACGCUCGUCGGCCAAUGAAGCAAAGAUAUCAUUAUAACGUUGCAGAUGCAAGACUUCGUCAGCAUGUAGAGAAGGGUAAUGAAGACGGUUUAUACAUCAGCUGUGUGGCAUCAUCGUCGAAUCUUUGGGCCUUAAUUAUGGAUGCAGGCACUGGAUUUUGUGCGCAAGUUUAUGAAAUUUCACCUAUUUUCCUUCACAAGGACUGGAUUAUGGAACAGUGGGAAAAGAAUUUUUACAUUAGCUCAAUAGCUGGUGCAGCCAAUGGAAGCUCGUUGGUUGUUAUGUCUAAAGGAACACCUUACACUCAACAAUCUUACAAAGUGAGUGAAUCGUUUCCAUUUAAGUGGAUUAGCAAAAAGUGGAAAGAAGGAUUUCACGUCACUUCCAUGACUACUGCUGGCAGUCGAUGGGGUGUUGUGAUGUCAAGAAACGCAGGCUUCUCUGAACAGGUUGUAGAACUUGAUUUUCUUUACCCAAGUGAAGGAAUACAUCGUAGAUGGGAAAGUGGAUACAGAAUAACCUCGAUGGCAGCUACAGCAGAUCAAGCUGCUUUCAUACUGAGUAUCCCAAGGCGCAAAAUGAUGGACGAGACCCAAGAAACUUUAAGAACGUCUGCCUUUCCAAGCACCCAUGUGAAGGAGAAGUGGUCGAAAAAUCUGUAUAUUGCAUCAAUGUGUUAUGGUCGAACCGUUUGCUGACUCAUGCUGGUAACCGCUGCUAUAUAUUGCUGAAAAACGACCAGGCUUCAUCUAUACUUUUAGAAUCUGGGAUCAUGUGAGCAUAUAGUUGCGGGUAUGUAAAGAUUGUCAUGCUAUGUUGCUGUAAAAUCAAAAUAGAAGUGAUAAGAAAAACAGAGGGAACUUUGAGAGAUAGAAGAACAAAGAGAAAUGUGUGUCAAAUUUGAGUUUAAGUUAAGGUGCAGAUGAAUGAGAACAUCUGGUUUGUUGUCGGUCUCCAUUCUAACUGUUGUACCUUUUUCAAGAUUUUAUCAGUUGGGAAAAUGAAAUCUCUAUGUAUCUAUCUGUAUGAAGUAAUCCAUUAAAGUCGAGUAUAACUGUUAUGUGAUUUUGCUGGCAUAUAUACACAUUUGAUUUUAUUUAUUA